AUUUCAGGGGCUGAAUGAACGACCUGACUCCAGCGCCUCCCCACCCCCUUGAUUAAUUUACCCGUGGGGGGGGGGUGAUCUUGGUGCCACUUGGCACCUACACGCCACCCCGUUCGGAGCACACAUGCCGUGGAGCGCGCGCGCGCACACACGCAAACACACACACACACACACACACACACUGGCGCGCUCUCACUCCACGUCCACGCUGCAAACACACAUUUUGGGGUGUUUUCGAGGCAGGUUCCAUGUAGAGGCGGCGCUUGCUCGCUCCGGGGGAACGUCGCUACGACACUUUCUUCUCCCCCAGUGAGAAGUGUGUGACCAAGAGCGGAGUUGGAACCGGGGGUGGACUGCCUUUGGGGGGUGUUCGCUGCUUUUUUUGUGCAGGGCUUUUUCCUCCCUCUCCCCCUCUUUUUUAAUUUUUUAAAAAUUUUCCUUUUCUAUUUUUGUACAUUUUUUUUCUUCCUGUCUUAUUCCAUACCGGGAUUUCCUUGUCGGAUCAUGAACAAACUGUACAUCGGGAAUCUGAGCCCCUCGGUCACCGUGGAGGACCUGAAGCAGCUCUUCGGGGAUAGGAAGCUGCCCCUGGCCGACCAGGUCCUGCUCAAAUCCGGCUAUGCCUUCGUGGAUUUCCCGGACCAGAACUGGGCCAUCAAAGCCAUCGAGACCCUGUCAGGAAAAGUUGAAUUGCACGGCAAGGUGAUUGAGGUGGACUACUCUGUUCCGAAAAAGCUGAGGAGUCGCAAGAUUCAGAUCCGGAAUAUUCCCCCUCACCUGCAGUGGGAGGUCUUGGACGGCCUGUUAGCGCAGUAUGGCUCCGUAGAAAAUGUGGAACAAGUGAACACUGACACAGAGACGGCCGUGGUGAACGUCACCUACGCCACCAAGGAGGAAGCCAAAGUGGCAGUCGAGAAGUUGACGGGGCACCAGUUCGAGGACUACUCCUUCAAGGUGUCUUACAUCCUGGAUGCGGACGCCGCUCAGCAGGCUCCGGCCCCACGCUCGCGACGAGGGGGGCGGGCGCAGCGUGACCUGGACGACUUCCGGCCUGGCCCCUCGGGGGGCCCUGGGGGGUCCUGGCACAAGCAGCACGACUUCCCCCUGCGCAUGCUGGUACCCACGCAGUUUGUGGGUGCCAUCAUUGGCAAGGAGGGGCUCACCAUCAAGAAUGUCACCAAACAGACCCAGUCCAAGGUGGACAUCCACCGGAAGGAGUACGCGGGGGCGACGGAGAAGCCUAUCACCAUCCAUUCGACCCCGGAGGGCUGUUCCUCGGCCUGCCGCAUGAUCAUGGACAUCAUGCAGAAGGAGGCCAACGAGACCAAGGCAGCUGAAGAGAUUCCUCUGAAAAUCUUGGCCCACAACAGCCUCGUGGGACGACUCAUCGGCAAGGAGGGCCGCAACCUUAAGAAGAUCGAACAGGAGACGGGGACCAAGAUUACCAUCUCCUCUUUACAGGACUUAACCAUUUACAACCCGGAGCGGACCAUCACCGUGAAGGGAAGCAUUGAGGCGUGCUGCAAGGCGGAGGUGGAGAUCAUGAAGAAGCUGAGGGAAGCCCAUGAUAAUGACAUUGCUGCUAUAAAUCUACAACCCAACCUGAUUCCUGGGCUCAACCUGAACGCCCUGGGUAUCUUCUCAACAGGCCUGCCGGUGCUCCCUUCUUCAGCUGGAUCCCGUGGUGCUGCCCCUGUCCCCUCCGCAGGGUACAGCGCAUACCUUAGUCACUCGUCACAUCUCAGUGGUCUAUACGGGGUCCCUCCUGCCAGCGCCGUAUCCCACCAGCACUCAGCUCCCGAACAGGAAGUGGUCUACCUCUUCAUUCCAACUCAGGCUGUCGGCGCGCUCAUCGGCAAGAAGGGUCAGCAUAUCAAACAGCUGGCUCGCUUCGCCGGUGCCUCCAUCAAGAUCGCCCCAGCGGAAAGUCCAGAUGUCACUGAAAGAAUGGUCAUAAUUACAGGGACGCCUGAAGCCCAGUUCAAGGCCCAAGGCAGGAUAUUUGGGAAGCUGAAAGAGGAGAACUUCUUCUCAGCAAAGGAGGAAGUUAAACUGGAGACGCAUAUCAAGGUGCCCUCAACCGCGGCCGGACGGGUCAUCGGCAAGGGCGGAAAAACGGUCAACGAGCUGCAAAACCUCACCAGUGCCGAGGUCAUAGUGCCGCGGGACCAAACUCCGGACGAGAACGAUGAGGUCUUUGUAAAAAUAAUCGGGCAUUUCUUUGCUAGCCAGACUGCACAGCGAAAGAUCAGGGAGAUCAUACAGCAGGUCAAACAACAGGAACAGAAGCACCAGCAGGGAGCGCCCACGCCGCACCACUCCAAGUGACCAUCAGGGCGGCGCCAGCGAGCAUCAGCCAAUGAAUGUAGCCCUUCCAACCUGAGAGUGAGAGAGAGACAGAGAGAUGGACGAGCGGAGGUGGAUGGAGGCGGAGGAGGUGGACCAGCAGCACGGGGAACAAAACCAAAGAACUUCACUGGGGGAAAUGUGUGAUCCAAAGCACUGCCAGCAAAGAGGGGAGUGGAUACUAUCAACAAAAAUGUCAAAACUGAAUACUGCAUUUCAGAAACAAAAUAGGAAAGACUUUUUUUUUUUUUUUUUAGAAAAAUGGCAGAGUAAAGGGCAUCUGCAGUCUUUCCAGUCAAAUUAAAAACACGGUGUUGCCCUGAAUAACGCUAUCCCUUUAGUUGGACUAACAUAGGCCUAAUGGAACACAAAAUGGGUAUUGAGGAAUGUGUACACUGUCGUAUAGUAACAGGUUUUUUUUUUCUGGAAGGGUGGGGCUGAGGUGUGGUUAAGGAGCACAUUUCUACAGAGGGUUUUGGCAUUCAGAUUGCAAAGUGUCGCUAUCCUUAGCAGUAUUAAUAGUAUAUUAGACAUAAUAAUAUAUAAGAAAUGAGGAUAACAGAAGUUAUUUUUCUUCAUAGAUGGGGAUAGGCUUUGUAGACUUGAACUGAGGCGUGAUGAAGUUAGCGAAGGAUGCAGUCAGCUGUUUGCAUUUGAAGUUAACUGUUUGGAGAGGAAAAACUAAAAAAAAACGUGAAAAGCAGACACAUUAAAUAGGGAGUUGUAGCAGAUUGCUCUGAAUAUUUGUAACUCAGCCUGUGUGUGUGCCAACACGAGGGAUCAUGUCCCUAGAAACACUCAAACCAGUGUAACUCUGUCGCUCACUCACUAUCUUGCAUUUCUUUUUGCUUCACGGUUCUUCAGCUGGCUGUUUUAACAUAGUUUUUUCUCUCUCAGCUGAGAAGUAUUGCGCAGUUUUUUUGAAAGCGUUGAAUUUACUUCCACUAAUUCCCUAAGGAUCAUUAGAAUAAAAGAGAUAUAUCUUCAGACGUAAGAUGUUAACGGUCAUAUAUAUUUAUGUAGAUUCCAAAUUGGCUGCCUGCGGAGGAAUGAGAAAAAAGGAACAGAAUCACACACACGCACAUAAGUAUGAACUAAAACUGCAGUAAAAUUGACGUCUUAACACGGUGCACUUUUGUUUGUCGAGAAAGCACCCAUAGACUAGUUCGCAGGACGUGCACCACAUUUUCUGCCUUACACUGAGGUAAGAGGGCAACACAGGAUGCGAGCUGAGGGCCAGGUUGGGGGCAUAGCGCCGUACUGUGGCAGUGGGCUAUGUGGGG
Scleropages formosus (Asian bonytongue) is the source of this 3629-nucleotide messenger RNA. It is a transcript of the gene igf2bp2a, whose product is annotated as insulin-like growth factor 2 mRNA binding protein 2a. The record is from RefSeq and is a predicted model, not a curated record. The coding region runs from base 505 to 2328 and encodes 607 amino acids. Gene Ontology annotation, molecular function: RNA binding. NCBI's taxonomy places the organism in Eukaryota, Metazoa, Chordata, Actinopteri, Osteoglossiformes, Osteoglossidae. The transcript is spliced from 16 exons.